This is a messenger RNA of Stegodyphus dumicola, 1178 nucleotides long. RefSeq names its product Syntaxin 6 (gene Syx6). Lineage: Eukaryota; Metazoa; Arthropoda; Arachnida; Araneae; Eresidae. Gene Ontology annotation, molecular function: SNAP receptor activity; SNARE binding. The record is from RefSeq and is a predicted model, not a curated record. Gene Ontology annotation, cellular component: SNARE complex; endomembrane system; synaptic vesicle membrane. Gene Ontology annotation, biological process: retrograde transport, endosome to Golgi; Golgi vesicle transport; vesicle fusion.
AUAAGUCUUGAGGGUUGUGUAUACAUUUGAUACGCAGUGUGGCCGGUUUGUAAUUUUUCAGGGAAAUUAUUUGAUUUAAGGUUGUUGUUUUUUGAAAAAUAAGCCAAUGGAUUUCAUGAAUGUUUGAUUAAUUAAAUUUUUCAUAACUCUUGUUUCUGUAUAUCAAUUAGUGACUUUCGGUAUUUAAAUGGACCUUAUUUGUGUGAUUGCAUGGGCAAAAUAGAAAGGAUAUGACAGUGGAAGAUCCUUUUUUCGUUGUAAAAAAUGAGGUAGUGGAAGCUGUAAAUAAGACUAAAGAUUUAUAUCAGCGUUGGUGUGAACUUAAAGAUCUGAAUCUCAUUAGCAAAGAAGAAAUUGAAUGGACCACUAAUGAGCUGAGAAAUAGUUUUCGAAGUAUUGAAUGGGAUUUGGAGGAUCUUGAAGAAACAGUUUUUUAUGCUGAAAAAUCAUACCACCAGAAAACCAUGCAGUUAAUGAAAGAUAAAAUGUUUGAGACAAAGGAAAAGAAAGUAAGACAGGGUUUGCUUGGAACUGGUUAUGCUAAGUAUACACGGUUAGAAAAUGAAGUUGAAAGUCCAACUCAAAGUAACUUUAUUGAAGAUACACAACAAGCACAGCAGCUUAUAAUCGAUUCCCAAGAAGAGCAGAUUGAAAGAGUAGGAGCGACUGUUGGAACUCUAAAAUCCAUGAGUAGGCAAAUAGGAAAUGAAUUAGAUGAACAAUCUGUGAUGUUGGAUGAAUUGGGUUAUGAAAUGGAAGUUACUGAAUCAAAGUUGGAUGCAACAGUCACUAAAAUAGCUAAAGCUCUGCAUAUGACUAGUGAUAAAAGACAAUGGACAGCUAUAGGAGUGUUACUUCUAAUCAUGUUUAUAGUUAUAUUACUAUUUUUUAUUCUUUGAGGGAAACAUUCCAUCCUAAAGUAUUAGCAGUGAGUUGUACAUAUUUAUAUGCCAUCCAUAUAUUGUAUAGAAAAUGUAACAAAUGUUUUAAUUUUAUCUUUCUGCUCUUUAAUGGAUAUAUGUAAACUUGUAUGGAUUGUUGUGUAAAAUUUAAUAUUAAAGCAGCUAUUCAAAGUGUCAUUUCUGUUCAGCAUUUUCUUUUCCAUGUAUUCUGAGUCUGUAUGAAUGUGUGUGUGAACUGUAACAGAAAUUGGCAAAAUAAAUCAGUAUGACAUUAUA